This is a messenger RNA of Esox lucius (northern pike), 1021 nucleotides long. It is a transcript of the gene isca2, whose product is annotated as iron-sulfur cluster assembly 2. The record is from RefSeq and is a predicted model, not a curated record. Gene Ontology annotation, molecular function: 4 iron, 4 sulfur cluster binding; 2 iron, 2 sulfur cluster binding; iron ion binding. The transcript is spliced from 4 exons. NCBI's taxonomy places the organism in Eukaryota, Metazoa, Chordata, Actinopteri, Esociformes, Esocidae. Gene Ontology annotation, biological process: iron-sulfur cluster assembly. The coding region runs from base 52 to 579 and encodes 175 amino acids. Gene Ontology annotation, cellular component: mitochondrion.
GACGACUCUCGUUGGGGCGGGUAUUUUUAUCACCAGUGACUGUUAUUGAAGAUGUCAGUCGUACUACAGAGAGCAAUGUUAAAUGCGUUAAAGACAAGAGCGUGGACACUCGCUAGGGCCUCUUCCCCCAUAACGAAUGUGGGUCUACCAAAAUUGCUGAGAUGUCCCCAAAGGUCUCAACUCCCCUAUGCCGGUUGCUUACAAUUAAGCAGCACAUCGGCCCAAGAGAUACCAACAGAUUCCAGUCCGAUUGAAGAGAAAGUAUACCUCAGUGAAUCAUGUGUUAAGAGGCUAGGAGAGAUCAUGGAUAAGGGACAGUACCUGAGAAUACAGGUGGAAGGGGGGGGCUGCUCUGGGUUCCAAUAUAAGUUUGUCAUUGACAGUACUAGGAUGGAGGAUGACAGGGUGUUUGAGCAGGGAGGCGUAGGGGUCAUUGUGGACAAAGAAAGCCUGGAGUUUGUGAAAGGCUCUACCCUGGACUACACUCAGGAGCUGAUCCGCUCUUCCUUCCAGGUGGUAAAGAACCCCCAGGCAGACCACGGCUGCUCUUGCGGGUCCUCUUUCUCAGUCAAGUUAUGAGACUUUUGACCUGAGAUGGCAGCUCUCAUCCCCUAAUUCCUUCCAACCCUCCCACCUCACCAAUUCAUAGUGUAGACAUUUCAUUUGAAAUUAUAUAUUCAUAAACCAUUCUGUUCAUGGGUGCAUACAUUAUUCCAUAAUUUACUGAAUAUCUUCUUAGCAACUCUGCGACUAACAAUGUUGAGGAGGUGGUAUAACUUUAGGGAAAGUAUGAUUGGUUACAAAUCGAAACAAAGUGGAUGAGAAUCGGAGAUGUGCUUGGAUGUUUUCUGUGUUAAAGUUAUCUAAUUUAUGAAAAACUCUGUUGUCAAAUGGAUUAACUAUAUAUUUAUACUGAAGGAAGAUUAUGCUUUGGAGUUGUUUGAAUGUGCAGUAUCCUGUAUAUCUAUAUUUGUCUGUAUAUAUGUAGGUAAUUUCUCUAAGAAUUAAAGUGUCAAGGACA